Messenger RNA from Lagenorhynchus albirostris (white-beaked dolphin), 4091 nucleotides. RefSeq names its product RNA binding motif protein 27 (gene RBM27). Gene Ontology annotation, cellular component: nucleus. The coding region runs from base 187 to 3366 and encodes 1059 amino acids. NCBI's taxonomy places the organism in Eukaryota, Metazoa, Chordata, Mammalia, Artiodactyla, Delphinidae. Gene Ontology annotation, biological process: mRNA processing. The transcript is spliced from 21 exons. The record is from RefSeq and is a predicted model, not a curated record. Gene Ontology annotation, molecular function: metal ion binding; RNA binding.
CUACGUUGAGUGAGGGCUCUUGGGUUAGUUCCUGUUAGGCCCCGGCCGGGGGAGUAGGUUGAAGUCUCCUAAGAUGCCCGGUGGGCUGGGGCACUGAGAGCUGUGAAGAAGGCGUCAGGAGGCGGCGAGGGGCGACCCGCGGCAGGCCCGAACAGGAGCGGCGGCGGAGCCCGCCUUCCGUGCACCAUGCUCAUAGAGGAUGUGGAUGCCCUCAAGUCCUGGCUGGCCAAGUUAUUGGAGCCGAUAUGUGAUGCUGACCCAUCAGCCUUAGCCAACUAUGUUGUAGCACUGGUCAAGAAGGACAAACCUGAGAAAGAAUUGAAAGCCUUUUGUGCCGAUCAACUUGACGUAUUUUUACAAAAAGAGACUUCAGGUUUUGUGGAUAAACUAUUUGAAAGUCUCUAUACUAAGAACUACCUUCCACCUUUGGAACCAGUUAAGCCUGAGCCAAAACCACCAGUCCAAGAAAAAGAAGAAGUUAAAGAAGAGGUAUUUCAGGAACCAGCAGAGGAAGAACGAGAUGGCAGAAAAAAGAAAUACCCUAGUCCCCAGAAGACUCGUUCAGAAUCUAGUGAACGAAGGACACGUGAGAAAAAAAGAGACGAUGGCAAGUGGAGAGACUAUGACCGGUACUAUGAGCGGACUGAAAUGUACCGUGAGAAGUAUGACUGGAGAAGAGGCAGGAGUAAGAGCCGGAGUAAGAGCCGAGGCCUGAGUCGAAGUCGGAGUCGAAGCCGGGGGCGCAGCAAAGACCGGGAUCCCAAUAGGAAUGUUGCAGAACAUAGGGAAAGAUCAAAGUUUAAGAGUGAGAGGAAUGACUUGGAGAGUUCCUACGUGUCUGUGUCUGCACCACCUCCGAACUCUUCUGAGCAGUAUUCCUCUGGGGCACAGUCUAUUCCCAGCACUGUUACUGUGAUCGCACCUGCGCACCACUCUGAAAACACAACGGAGAGUUGGUCUAAUUACUAUAAUAAUCAUAGCUCUUCCAAUUCUUUUGGUCGAAACCCUCCACCAAAGAGGCGAUGCAGAGAUUAUGAUGAAAGAGGAUUUUGUGUACUUGGUGACCUUUGUCAGUUUGAUCAUGGAAAUGAUCCCCUGGUUGUUGAUGAAGUUGCUUUGCCAAGCAUGAUUCCUUUCCCUCCGCCUCCUCCUGGGCUUCCUCCUCCACCACCUCCUGGAAUGUUAAUGCCUCCGAUGCCAGGCCCAGGCCCAGGCCCAGGUCCAGGUCCUGGCCCAGGCCCAGGCCCAGGUCCUGGCCACAGUAUGAGACUUCCUGUUCCUCAAGGACAUGGCCAGCCUCCGCCUUCUGUUGUGCUUCCCAUACCAAGACCACCUAUAACGCAGUCAAGCUUGAUAAACAACCGUGAUCAGCCUGGGACAAGUGCAGUGCCCAAUCUUGCACCAGUGGGAGCAAGACUACCUCCUCCCUUACCCCAGAACCUCCUUUAUACAGUGUCAGAACGACAGCCCAUGUACUCUCGUGAACAUGGUGCUGCUGCAUCUGAGCGACUUCAGUUGGGGACACCGCCUCCUCUGUUGGCAGCUCGUUUGGUGCCACCUCGAAACCUCAUGGGAUCCUCCAUUGGGUACCAUACCUCAGUCUCCAGCCCCACCCCUCUGGUCCCAGAUACCUAUGAACCAGAUGGUUAUAAUCCAGAAGCUCCUAGUAUUACCAGUUCUGGUAGAUCUCAGUAUAGGCAGUUUUUUUCAAGAACACAGACACAGCGCCCAAACCUGAUUGGCCUAACCUCUGGAGAUAUGGAUGCAAAUCCAAGAGCUGCUAACAUUGUCAUCCAGACUGAACCACCAGUUCCUGUUUCAAUUAAUAGCAACAUAACCAGAGUGGUUCUUGAACCAGAUAGCCGGAAAAGAGCUAUGAGUGGUUUGGAAGGGCCACUGGCAAAGAAACCUUGGCUGGGAAAGCAAGGGAAUAACAAUCAGAGUAAACCAGGAUUCUUGAGAAAGAAUCAGUAUACAAACACCAAAUUAGAAGUCAAGAAAAUCCCUCAGGAAUUGAACAACAUUACCAAGCUCAAUGAACAUUUCAGCAAAUUUGGAACUAUUGUUAAUAUCCAGGUUGCCUUUAAGGGAGAUCCAGAAGCAGCCCUCAUCCAGUAUCUUACCAAUGAAGAGGCCAGAAAAGCCAUUUCCAGCACUGAAGCAGUUCUAAACAACCGGUUCAUUCGAGUCCUGUGGCACAGGGAAAAUAAUGAGCAGCCAGCACUACAGUCGCCAACACAGCUGCUCCUGCAACAGCAGCAAACACUUAGUCACCUGUCACAGCAGCACCAUCACCUGCCACAGCACCUUCAUCAGCAGCAAGUGCUGGUGGCCCAGUCUCCUCCCUCAACGGUACAUGGGGGUAUUCAGAAGAUGAUGAACAAACCACAGACAUCGGGUGCAUAUGUUCUUAACAAAGUUCCUGUGAAACAUCGUCUUGGACAUGCAAGUGGUAACCAGGGUGAUGCAGCACACUUGUUGAAUCAGUCAGGUGGUGCUGGAGAUGAUUGCCAGAUAUUUUCAACUCCAGGCCAUCCAAAAAUGAUCUACAGCUCCUCAAACUUAAAGACACCUUCAAAACUUUGUUCAGGAUCAAAGUCUCACGAUGUCCAAGAAGUUCUUAAAAAGAAGCAGGAAGCAAUGAAGCUACAACAAGAUAUGAGGAAAAAGAGGCAAGAAAUGUUAGAAAAACAAAUAGAAUGCCAAAAGAUGUUAAUAUCCAAGCUAGAAAAAAACAAAAACAUGAAACCAGAAGAGAGAGCAAAUAUAAUGAAGACUUUAAAAGAGCUUGGAGAAAAGAUCUCACAAUUGAAAGAUGAGUUAAAAACAUCUUCUGCAGUCUCCACACCAUCUAAAGUAAAGACAAAAACAGAGGCCCAAAAAGAACUAUUAGAUACCGAACUGGACCUUCACAAGAGGCUAUCCUCAGGAGAAGACACAACAGAGUUACGGAAAAAACUCAGUCAGUUACAGGUUGAGGCUGCACGAUUAGGUAUUUUACCUGUGGGUCGAGGAAAGACCAUGUCCUCUCAGGGUCGAGGAAGAGGCCGAGGCCGUGGAGGAAGAGGAAGGGGUUCACUAAAUCACAUGGUGGUGGACCACCGCCCUAAAGCACUAACAGUUGGGGGAUUCAUUGAGGAGGAGAAAGAUGACUUACUUCAGCAUUUUUCACCUGCAAACCAAGGGUCAAAAUUCAAAGACCGUCGGCUACAAAUAUCAUGGCACAAGGCCAAGGUGCCUUCUGUAUCCACUGAGACUGAGGAAGAGGAAGUCAAGGAGGAGGAAACAGAAACAUCAGAUUUGUUUUUGCAUGAUGACGACGAUGAGGAUGAAGAUGAAUAUGAAUCUCGUUCAUGGCGAAGAUGAAAUCUGAUGCGAGCUGUAUACUUUUUAGGAAUAUUGUUUAGAAGAACAACUUUUUAAAAUUAUUUAAAGAAGUCAAUGAGCCAAAAAAAUUUUUUUUAUUUUUAUUUUCAACACAGUAGGUUUAAGGACAGCAAGUUUGCUAUUUAAAUACAUCUCAUAACUGUUCAUGAUAUUAAAGCACCAAAGGCCUAGUGACUUUUACACAGUUGUGAAGAUCCACAGGAAUGACUUGGAUAAUCUCUAGAGCCUUAUUUUUCCACACCACCUGUUUUUGUUGCUAUUGGUGUUGGAUUAUGAUGUAAAUGACAGGGUGUUCAGAAAUUUUAUUUUGGAUUAUAAUUUGCUGAUAAAGUUUCAUUAAAUGUAAAAAUCGCCUGGAAUCUUUUAUCUCUUAGAUAUUAUGGAUGGGUCAUCAGAUAGUAGGAGAUAUUUGUAAUUAAAAUACCCUUUUGCUUUCAAGAGUUGUCUUGGAAGAAAAGUAAAUUUAAUUAUUUUAUUGAGGAGGAGCCCAAUUUGUAUUCAGUCUGAAUUCCAGGGGGAUUUAAUGUGCAGCAGUAAGUAAUAUUUUAGUGUAAAUCGUAACUGUUCUUCAAUGCUAUAAGGCAAUGGUAGCUAGCUCUGUGGGAUUUCCAUUCUGUCAUCAUAUUAACUCUCCUGGACUUCUGCCACUGAUUUUUAGUUUGCUUUGAAAUUACUGAGCACUGGUUCAGUUGGUCCUUUUUUUU